Molecule: messenger RNA, 1062 nt
Organism: Erigeron canadensis
Lineage: Eukaryota; Viridiplantae; Streptophyta; Magnoliopsida; Asterales; Asteraceae
Product: chlorophyll a-b binding protein, chloroplastic
Exons: 5
Coding region: 72-884 (270 amino acids)
Biological process (GO): photosynthesis, light harvesting in photosystem I; response to light stimulus
Cellular component (GO): membrane
Source: RefSeq, a predicted model, not a curated record
UUUACAAACAUACUCUCAUUCUUCAUUACCAAUUCUUGAAGGCAAAUACAUUUUUUAUAAAAUAAAAUAAAAUGGCUUCCACUGCUUGUGCUUCUUCUGCCAUUGCAGCUGUUGCUUUCUCAUCUCCAAGUUCACAAAAGAGUGGAUCAAUAGUUGGAUCAACAAAAGCUUCUUUUGUUGGUGGGAAGAAACUGAGAGUUAGCAAGUUGGGUGCGCCAUCUGGCUCACGUUCGCUUAGCACUGUGUGUGUUGCAGCUGACCCCGACAGACCUAUUUGGUUCCCUGGUAGCACCCCACCAGAAUGGCUCGAUGGCAGCCUGCCCGGAGACUUCGGUUUCGAUCCUCUUGGUCUAGGAUCUGAUCCCGAGACCUUGAAAUGGAACGUACAAGCGGAACUAGUACACUGCAGAUGGGCAAUGUUAGGAGCAGCCGGGAUCUUCAUCCCUGAAUUCCUAACCAAAAUCGGAAUCCUAAACACUCCAUCAUGGUACACUGCUGGUGAACAAGAAUACUUCACCGACAAAACCACCCUCUUCAUCGUUGAGCUCAUUUUUAUCGGAUGGGCAGAAGGAAGAAGAUGGGCUGACAUCAUCAAGCCUGGGUGUGUCAACACUGACCCCAUCUUCCCCAACAACAAGCUAACCGGAACUGAUGUUGGCUACCCAGGUGGGCUAUGGUUUGACCCACUCGGAUGGGGAAACGCUUCACCUGCAAAGCUCAAGGAAUUAAGGACAAAGGAGAUCAAGAAUGGGAGACUAGCUAUGUUGGCUGUCAUGGGUGCAUGGUUCCAAGCCAUCUACACUGGAACCGGACCCAUUGACAACCUGUUUGCUCACCUUGCUGACCCUGGACACGCCACCAUUUUUGCUGCAUUCAAGGGCUAAAUACAUAGCAAAGAAAGAUGAUGAUGGAAGGAGGAUGGACUUUUUAUAAGUGUUUUUGGCAAGUGAUGUUUGUGUAUUAAUUAUUAGGCAAUGUAUCUUAUCUUCACUGUAGAAAAAGUAAUGCAAUGUACAAAAACCUAUUCGAACUCACAAUGUUACCUGCUAAGCUUGUAUGUCA